CUCUGUUGCUUUUCUUGUACCGUUUUUGCAUAUACUUCUGUGUCCUCACGAUCUCUUGGAUCCAUGCUCAUGGUGUACUCGCUGCACCCUCUCACUACUUUGAAUCCCUCUUCCACAUUCAAUUUGUGCUAGUAUACUCAUUUUGAAUCGAUUUGCUUAGAUCUCUGCAUCGUGUUAUGGAAAUGGCUUCUAGUCCUCGCACUGUGGAGGAGAUCUUCAAGGAUUAUAGUGCUCGAAGAGCAGGGGUCAUUCGUGCUUUAACUCAAGAUGUCGAUGAAUUUUACGGGCUCUGCGAUCCAGAUAAGGAGAACUUGUGCCUUUAUGGACAUCCAAAUGAAACCUGGGAAGUAACUCUGCCAGCAGAGGAAGUUCCCCCUGAGCUUCCUGAGCCAGCUCUUGGAAUCAAUUUUGCUAGAGAUGGCAUGCAUCGCCGGGAUUGGCUUUCUCUGGUUGCUGUCCACAGUGAUUCAUGGUUGCUUUCUGUGGCCUUUUAUCUUGGAGCCCGUCUGAACCGCAAUGAAAGGAAACGGUUAUUCAGCUUGAUCAAUGAUCUUCCCACUGUUUUUGAAGUUGUAACUGAAAGGAAACCAUUAAAGGACAAGCCCACUGUGGACAGUGGUAGCAAAUCUCGGGGCAGCAUCAAGAGAUCAAGUGACGGGCAAGUGAAAAACAACCCAAAGUUUUCCGAUGAAGGUUACGAGGAGGAUGAAGAUGAGCAUAGCGAAACCCUUUGCGGUAGCUGUGGUGGAAAUUAUAAUGCAGAUGAAUUUUGGAUUGGCUGUGAUAUCUGCGAGAGAUGGUUCCACGGGAAAUGCGUGAAAAUUACUCCUGCAAAGGCUGAGAGCAUAAAACAAUACAAAUGCCCAUCAUGUAGCAUGAGGCGAGGUAGGCCCUAGGCAACUAAAACGUUGUUAGAGGCUGACAAUAUUUUGUAUUAUUGCUAUAUUUCUUACGAAAGGGCGCGUAACAGAUAUACCACUAUGUUUAACGUGUAGUUUCUGAGGGAUUUAGUCUGACUUCAGUGAGACAAUUUAGUAAUGUAUGUUAUUUACACCAUAGAAUAGAUUGUGAUACAUUCUAAUUUGGUGGACUUUGGAUUCUUUGAACACUGGAUAGCACUUUCCAAGUUAA
Messenger RNA from Prosopis cineraria, 1131 nucleotides. RefSeq names its product PHD finger protein ALFIN-LIKE 1-like. The transcript is spliced from 5 exons. Gene Ontology annotation, biological process: regulation of DNA-templated transcription. Gene Ontology annotation, cellular component: nucleus. Lineage: Eukaryota; Viridiplantae; Streptophyta; Magnoliopsida; Fabales; Fabaceae. The coding region runs from base 177 to 896 and encodes 239 amino acids. Gene Ontology annotation, molecular function: transcription coregulator activity; histone binding; transcription cis-regulatory region binding. The record is from RefSeq and is a predicted model, not a curated record.